Messenger RNA from Phialemonium atrogriseum, 1545 nucleotides. RefSeq lists its product as uncharacterized. Gene Ontology annotation, biological process: protein quality control for misfolded or incompletely synthesized proteins. The transcript is spliced from 4 exons. Bases 1 to 1545 code for a protein of 514 amino acids. Lineage: Eukaryota; Fungi; Ascomycota; Sordariomycetes; Cephalothecales; Cephalothecaceae. Gene Ontology annotation, cellular component: i-AAA complex. Gene Ontology annotation, molecular function: misfolded protein binding. The record is from RefSeq and is a predicted model, not a curated record.
AUGUCGGUCUAUCGACUCGCCGAGCGACAGACAUUGCGUUCAUUCCAUGCCUCGAAGCUCGUCUGCUUCUCACCAUGUCGAGGCCCGCAAGUGCAAUAUGGUAGACUUCAAUUGCGGAGAGUAGCCACAGUUCUAGCUAUUGGAAACCCUCAAAUUCGAUUCCAGUCGACUUCGAGCAAUCCUGCUGAACCCGCUGGCCAGCGACCACGCCCACCGCCUCCCCCGAGGCCCACCUUGCGUCAGGUUCUCUUUGCGGUCUUGGGCGGAGGAUUCCGAAACUUGCGCACCGCGCUCCAAGGCCAGAGUCUCAGGACACUUUUCCGACAAAAUCCAGAGGAGCUUGUUCUGGCCCUCGUGUGUCUUGCGGUGGCUGUCGGCGCAAUUAUCUACGCCGUUCAGCUCUAUUUUACCUACUUCUACCACGAGCAAUUCACGCGAUAUCCGGCCCCAAUUGCGAAAUCACUCCGGCGUGCCCUCUACUUCAGCAACUACAAGCCGGACCCUCCACGUGCCCUGAAGUAUUACAGGACGGCGUUGCAGCAAUGUGAGGAGUUUGGCCUCGACCCCUUUUCCGACGACGUCAUGGGUAUCAAGAUUCAACUUGCCGCGUGGCUGGAAAAGAUUGAGAACUAUGCCAACGCCACUAAAGUCCUCGAAGCACUGCUCAGAGAUUGCAAACGCUGGGUCGAGGUGAUGGAGAAGAGUGUCAAAGACGGUACCGCAUCAAAGCUGGCCGCCCCUGCGCCGCCACAUGACGGAUCCCCACAGGCCCCCGGACAGCCGGGCCAAGAGAUUCCAGCUCCGGAAACUCUAUGGGGGAAGCGGACGAGAGUAUUAGGCAAAGCCAUUGGCAUUAGCGUCAAGCUUGGCGAGCUGUAUGCGGAUGAGCAUAUGCUAGAAAAUGAACUAGCCCAUGAACGGUUGAUCUGGGCGGUCGAGACAGCAUUAGGAGAACUACGUCGGCGGUCAACCGAAGGGCUAAAGGAGGGUGAAGGCGACUGGAUGUCUUCAGAAGCCAUUGGAGGCGCCCUUGAGUCCCUUGGCCACAGCUAUGAGUCUAGGUCUCAAUUCCACCUCGCUGUUCCGCUCUUCCUGCAAGCUCUCAGGCUCUGUCAGGAUCCAUGCCACAGCGCGGUAAUAAUGAACAAUCUUGCGGCCUCAUUUGCACAGCAUCCUGUUCAUAUUCCAUUCCAGGCUUUGGACACAGCGGGCCUGGUUAAGAGAGCGCCAUCCACGAGUGAGUCUGCCUUACCGGCAGAUUCCCACCAGGCCUAUCUCGAAACAGCUCGACGCUGGGCGACAAACGCCAAUUUCCACGCGACCGAGACACAAGGCGAGCUGCGGACGCCCGAGUGCGACGAAGCUUGUGCAGUCUCCCUCUGCAAUCUAGGCGAUAUCGCGGCCUUGUCCGGCGAUGCCGGCGAAGCCCGGAGGAUGUUUGAGCAAUGCAUUGCGAUAAGCAAGAAGGUGGGAUUCUCGCCAGGCGUGGUCCAGGCUGAGGAAGGCAUGAGAAGCCUCGAGAGACCAGAAGCAAAGUCAGGAUGA